Messenger RNA from Nicotiana tabacum (common tobacco), 2010 nucleotides. Lineage: Eukaryota; Viridiplantae; Streptophyta; Magnoliopsida; Solanales; Solanaceae. The record is from RefSeq and is a predicted model, not a curated record.
CCCCUACCCACCCCUUAUUUAUCUCACCUCCACACCCUCAUUGAACAAAUUCUCGAAUUAAUCGAAUCGGGUGAAUACACAAAAGCACUCUCUUCCCCUGGCGCCAAAUCCAUUUUCUCCUCACAAUCUUUAAUUCAUAAUCAGCUCAAUGAUUCUUCCCAAAAAGCUGAGUUGUUUUUCUCAGAAUUUGUGCCCCAAUGUGUGACUUUGUUUCUAAAUGCAGAAGAUGGGGGUGAAAAAAAUUCUGUUUUUAAUAGCUUUCUGAACAAGUUGUAUAAAGCAGUUCUUGUCAUGGCAGUUUCUGUUGCAGCUCUGCUUGCUUUUAGUCAGUCUAACAUUACUGGGCCAAUGAUGAAGUUGCCACCAAUGCCGUUAGGUGCAAUAACUUUUGGAGAAGAAGAGUUGACCAGUGGUUCUGGUGGUUGGUUAGAAUGGGAAGCGUGGGCACAAAAGGAGUUAAUGUCAGCUGGUUCUGACUUGCGCGCCAAAUUUUUGAAUCUGCAGUAUAUAACCUUUGCCAAGAUACUGCUUAUGAGGACGAAAGAUAUUUUGUCAGAAAGAAACGACUUGGGGAUGGAUGGAGCCAGAAGCAUCUCAUGGUGGUUAGCUAGGCUGUUAAUCAUUCAACAGAAGUUGUUGGACGAUCGCUCAUCUUCUUUGUUUGACUUAUUGCAAGUAUUAACGCGUGAAAGUUUGCAACAUAUUGGUUCUCUGGAGAAAGUAAAAGAUUAUUGGGCUUCUCUGAUAUCAGAAGAGGAUGUUUCGACUAUUGUAUCUAUGCUUCAUUUGGAGGCAGGAAUAAUGGAACUUUACUAUGGACGAGUUGAUGCUUCAAGGGUCCAUAUUGAAUCAGCUGCAGCAACAUCCAGACUUAAUUUUUCGCUAAGUGGGGCUCUGGGCUUCCGUACGGUACAUCAGGUGGAACCAAAAGCACAACUCCUCCUUGUGGGUAGCGCGGAUGCCGAUGAUGGUAGUGCUUCUCUUGGGAAUGAGUUCCAAAAUAAGGUUUCUACCAGUGUUGAAAAUGCUGUUCCUCAACAUCCCAGUGAAACUCAUGAAACAUCAGACAUAUUGAUGGCCCCCAGAUUCUUGGGAGAUGAUAAAAGUUCAGAAUACAGUGCACAAGGUGCUCAAAAUCACAGUAUAGCGUCUAUGCAGUUAAAGCCUACUCAGCAAGCAGUAAUUUUAGCACAAUGUCUUUCUAUUGAGAAGAGAGCUCGGGGUGAUGAAUUGCAAAGGUGGGAGAUGGCUCCUUAUAUUGAGGCAAUUGAUUCCCAGAAGUCAUCACUUUUUACGCUACACCAUUUGUGCAAUAUAUUACGUAUUCGAUGGGAAUCAACUCGUAGUCGUACGAAGCAGCGUGCAUUACUGAUGAUGGAUAAACUGGUUCAGGGAAUAUGUGAUCCUUCCCCUGGAGCUACACAAAGGAUGCAUUGUUGUUUUGGAGUUAAUAUCCCUACCAUUCCUGCAUUGCGCAAGGAGUAUGGAGAUCUACUAGUGAGCUGUGGUUUGAUAGGAGAAGCUGUUAAAGUGUAUGAGGAGCUUGAGCUUUGGGAUAACUUAAUAUACUGUUAUAGGCUAAUGGAGAAGAAAGCGGCAGCUGUUGAACUGAUCAAGGCUCAGUUAUCCGAAAGACCAUGUGACCCUAGGUUAUGGUGUUCCCUUGGAGAUGUUACAAAUGAUGACAAAUGCUAUGAGAAAGCCCAGGAAGUGUCAGGGAAUAAGUCUGCUCGAGCACAGCGCUCUCUUGCCCGUAGUGCUUACAACAGGGGGGAGUACGAGAAGUCAAAAGAUCUAUGGGAAUCUGCAAUGGCAAUGAAUUCUAUGUAUCCAGAUGGAUGGUUUGCACUUGGUGCUGCUGCUUUAAAGGCUAGAGAUGUUGAGAAGGCACUGGAUGGGUUUACACGUGCUGUUCAGCUUGAUCCUGAAAAUGGAGAGGCUUGGAAUAAUAUUGCUUGCCUGCAUAUGGUUAAGAAGAAAAACAAGGAAGCUUUCAUUGCAUUUAAGGAA